Messenger RNA from Pecten maximus, 517 nucleotides. RefSeq lists its product as uncharacterized. Bases 83 to 454 code for a protein of 123 amino acids. The record is from RefSeq and is a predicted model, not a curated record. NCBI's taxonomy places the organism in Eukaryota, Metazoa, Mollusca, Bivalvia, Pectinida, Pectinidae. The transcript is spliced from 3 exons.
CGUACAUCUGUGGAUUCCCAGGAAAUUAAACUAGAAGGUCUCGAUCGCGACCGUCACACGCACCAGGUAACAACUGAUCACCAUGAAGAUCGCAAUAGUCUGCGUUCUACUGUCGGCCGUAUGUCUUAGUCAGGCGUUGUUGUUUGAUGACCUGUUCGGCCCACCUCCCACCCACUGUACCACAGACGCGGACUGUAGUGACGGAUGUUGCUUGUAUGACGGGUUCCGACAUACCUGUUCCCACAGGACCAUUAGUUAUCUACAGCGGUGUCACCUUAACGGUCAUGAAUAUUCAUCAUGUGGCUGUGCUGACGGAUAUCAUUGUGAAUCCCUGGAUCAUCUGAGCCUUGCUAUUGAAUCAUCAAAUAUUCCUCCCGGAUACGGAGUCUGUGAGCACGGCGUAGGAAACCGAACAACGACCAAAGCGCCUCUCGUAGCAGUUGAACAAGGCUAAGAGUGCCGACGUGUCAUUGAUGUAUACAUUAAAUAAAAAUUAACAAUUAAUUAUUGCAACCAU